UCUCACUGACUCCCCCUCCUUCCACCAAGGCCGCACCGCCCCAGAUCCGGCGGCUUCUUAGGCGGGGCAGCGGACGGGGUGCGUCUCCUCCCGCUGCCGCCGGCCUGAUAAAUGAGGGACUUAGGGUUUGGGGUGCUGCAAACCGCCCGGCUCCGAAGCAGCAGUCCCGGGUCCCUGUUCAGCGGCGGGGCGUACCGUCCCUACGCCGCUGGAGCCGCGGCGGCCGCCGCCCCGCUGCCCUCCGCCACGCCUUUCGUCCCGAUCUCGCCGCCGCCGUUGCCUGUCACCGGCUUCUCGGAGGCCUCCUCCCCCUUCUCUAUCCCCUUCGGCUGCGGCGGCGCGGACAGCUCGGCCGCCACCGCUUCCUCUUCCUCCCCGUUCCCGGCGCAUCAGCAGACCAUGCAGGAUGAACUGCUGCUGAGGCUGACACAGCAGCCGGCGCGGCCACUCUCGGGGGCGGAGGCCACGGAGAAACUCCCCAACCACCACCCCGGCGGCGGCACGAACGCGGGUGUGACCCACCUCCUCCCCUCCCAGGACUUCAAACCGAGUCUGCACCACCCCUCCUCCUCCGCCUCCUCCUGCUGCUGCUGCCGCACCUCCUCCCCGCAGGACUUCAGUAAGCGGCAGCAGCAGCAGCUGAGCAGCCAGAAGAGGAAAGAGUUCAGCCCUCCCCGCCUUCCCCACCCUCCGGACUCGAAGCCGCCGCCGCCGCUCCACUGCCCCGGCCGGUUCGGCUCGCCGCCGCCGCCCGGCCAGCUCCUCCAGCCGGCGCAGCUCGCCCAGCGCCAGCAGCAACAGCAGCAACAACAGCAGCAGUUCAGCCUCCCGCACCCGCAGCACCUCCCGCCGCAGGACUUCGCCCCGCAGCAGCGCCCGGCCGACCUGCCCCCGCUCCCGCAGCUCCAGCCUUCGCCGCCUGCAGCCCCGCGGCGCCGUCACGGAGGCGCGGGCAGCCCUCGCAAGACCCCGGCCGUGGGCGAGGGCAGCGCCGCCGAACCCCCCAAUGCGGGCUUGGCCCCCUCGACGCCGCCGGUGAACCCCGCGCCGGGCUCCAUGGAGUCCCCCAACCAUCCUCUGCUCAACAGUCCCAGUAACCUCCUGCCUGGCGGGGCUCUCGGCGCGGGCGCCUUCAGCAGCCUGCAGAGCCCGGACCUUCCGCACCCGGGCGGCGGCGGCGGCGGCAGCAGCGGGGGCGGGGGGCCCCCCGGCGGCGGAGGGGGAGGUGGCUCCGCGUCGCCGCCGCCGCCGCUGCCCGGCUUCGGCACCCCCUGGUCGGUGCAGACCGCGUCGCCGCCGCCCCAGCCCCAGCCGCCGCCGCCCCAGCCGCAGCCGCCGCCGCCGCCUCAGCAGCCGCCGCAGCCGCAGCCGGGCUCGUCGGCCGCCACCCCGGGUGGCGGCGGCGGCGGCGGCGGCGGCUCGCUCAGCGCCAUGCCGCCGCCCAGCCCAGAUUCGGAGAACGGCUUCUACCCCGGGCUGCCGUCGUCCAUGAACCCGGCCUUCUUCCCGAGCUUCUCGCCCGUGUCCCCGCACGGCUGCGCUGGGCUCAGCGUGCCGGCGGGCGGCGGCGGCGGGGGCGGCGGCGGCGGCUUCGGGGGCCCUUUCUCGGCGGCCGCCGUGCCCCCGCCACCGCCGCCCGCCAUGAAUUUACCUCAGCAGCAGCAGCCCCCGCCGCCCGCGGCGCCGCAGCAGCCUCAGAGCCGGAGGUCACCCGUCAGCCCGCAGCUCCAGCAGCAGCAUCAGGCGGCCGCGGCCGCCUUCCUGCAGCAGAGGAACUCCUACAACCACCACCAGCCUCUUCUGAAACAAUCUCCUUGGAGCAACCAUCAAAGCAGUGGCUGGGGCACUGGAAGUAUGUCGUGGGGAGCAAUGCAUGGCAGAGAUCAUCGUAGAACUGGAAACAUGGGAAUUCCAGGAACUAUGAAUCAGAUAUCUCCAUUGAAGAAACCGUUUUCUGGUAAUGUCAUAGCACCGCCGAAAUUUACUCGCUCUACUCCAUCACUGACUCCAAAAUCUUGGAUUGAAGAUAAUGUGUUCAGAACAGACAACAAUAGUAAUACGCUCUUACCCUUACAGGUGAGAUCUAGUUUGCAGUUGCCAGCUUGGGGCUCAGAUUCACUCCAAGAUAGUUGGUGCACUGCAGCCGGAACAUCCAGAAUAGACCAGGAUCGAAGUAGAAUGUAUGACAGUUUGAAUAUGCACUCUCUGGAAAAUUCCCUUAUUGAUAUUAUGAGAGCAGAGCAUGAUCCUCUUAAGGGUCGAUUGAGCUAUCCACAUCCAGGAACUGACAAUCUGUUGAUGUUAAAUGCAAGGAGUUAUGGGCGAAGACGAGGUCGUUCUUCCCUCUUUCCAAUAGAUGAUGGCUUGCUGGAUGAUGGUCAUAAUGAUCAAGUUGGUGUUUUAAAUUCACCCACAUGUUACUCAGCUCAUCAAAAUGGAGAGCGAAUAGAACGUUUCUCUCGAAAAGUUUUUGUUGGUGGUCUUCCUCCAGAUAUUGAUGAAGAUGAAAUAACUGCCAGCUUCAGAAGAUUUGGGCCUUUGGUAGUAGAUUGGCCUCAUAAAGCAGAAAGCAAGUCCUAUUUUCCACCAAAAGGCUAUGCAUUCCUUCUCUUUCAAGAAGAGAGCUCAGUUCAGGCACUAAUUGAUGCUUGUAUUGAAGAAGAUGGAAAACUCUAUCUGUGUGUUUCCAGCCCUACUAUCAAGGACAAACCUGUUCAGAUCCGUCCUUGGAACUUAAGUGAUAGUGAUUUUGUGAUGGAUGGUUCUCAGCCUUUGGAUCCUCGAAAAACAAUUUUUGUUGGAGGUGUUCCUAGGCCAUUAAGGGCUGUGGAGCUUGCUAUGAUCAUGGACCGGCUGUAUGGUGGCGUUUGUUAUGCAGGAAUUGAUACAGAUCCUGAGCUAAAAUAUCCAAAAGGUGCUGGUCGAGUUGCUUUCUCCAAUCAGCAGAGCUAUAUUGCUGCCAUUAGUGCUCGGUUCGUUCAGCUUCAGCACGGUGAUAUUGAUAAACGUGUGGAGGUAAAGCCAUAUGUGCUAGAUGACCAGAUGUGUGAUGAAUGCCAGGGCGCACGCUGUGGUGGAAAAUUUGCUCCCUUUUUUUGUGCCAAUGUCACUUGCCUGCAGUAUUACUGUGAGUUUUGUUGGGCAAAUAUCCACUCUCGUGCAGGGCGUGAGUUCCAUAAGCCAUUGGUAAAGGAAGGUGCUGAUCGCCCACGUCAGAUCCACUUCCGCUGGAACUAAGAAUAGCAAACCUGCCUCUGUGUAACAAGGAAAGAAAGGGUGCAUGUGGCUUACUGUGUCUGAAGAUACUGACAUGCAGAAGAAAUAAGUGCAUUCUUCUGCUUUCACCCCAGCUAUCAAUACAUGCAUCUUUAUCAGCAGCCAAAACACUACAAGCCUCUUGUUUUUCACCAAAACCCUACAUCUCAGGCUUACUAAUUUUUGUGAUAUUUUCAUGUUAAAAUAAAAUGUUUUUUUGUAUUUUAUCCAAGUUAUUUUUAUAUGUAAAGUUAAAAUUAGAUAUGAGAAUGUUUUGCGUAGGGGCAAACAGUCUGCUGCUAUAUAGUGGGUGAAGCGUGCACUUAUUUCUAAAUGUGGGUUUUUAACUUCAAGAUCUGCCCCAGUAAUUUACCAAAGGUAGCAAAAUAAUAGUGAAGAUGGAAUAUGUCUGCUACAAAUGCUUAUUUUUA
Messenger RNA from Eubalaena glacialis (North Atlantic right whale), 3686 nucleotides. RefSeq names its product cytoplasmic polyadenylation element binding protein 2 (gene CPEB2). NCBI's taxonomy places the organism in Eukaryota, Metazoa, Chordata, Mammalia, Artiodactyla, Balaenidae. Gene Ontology annotation, biological process: negative regulation of cytoplasmic translation. Gene Ontology annotation, cellular component: cytoplasm; neuron projection; synapse. The transcript has 12 exons. Gene Ontology annotation, molecular function: ribosome binding; translation factor activity, RNA binding; mRNA 3'-UTR binding. The coding region runs from base 112 to 3237 and encodes 1041 amino acids. The record is from RefSeq and is a predicted model, not a curated record.